Eremomyces bilateralis CBS 781.70 is the source of this 1819-nucleotide messenger RNA. RefSeq names its product putative alpha/beta hydrolase. Lineage: Eukaryota; Fungi; Ascomycota; Dothideomycetes; Eremomycetales; Eremomycetaceae. Gene Ontology annotation, molecular function: hydrolase activity. Bases 198 to 1646 code for a protein of 482 amino acids. The record is from RefSeq and is a predicted model, not a curated record. The transcript has 3 exons.
UUCACUUCUACCAGGCAGUCGCUACCACUCCUGCUUUGCUGUGUACGCGACGGGAAGAUCCUAUAGUUUACCGGACUUCUUCUUCUUGAUCCAUGCGCUGAAGAUCAUUGAGACCGAUGGGUUAACCUACACACGAUCAACGACUCUCAUUGAAUCCAAGCGGAUCGAAUUGAUCGUGGUUGGAUUGAGCAAGCUUCAUGAUGACCUUACUUUGCUUCGUAACUUCAGCUUUCGAGCUGUGCUAUGGCUUAUACGGUCUGUCGAUGAUCUCCUUGGUCACGAUAUUAACCGGAGAAAUGUUUCGACGGGCGAAGCCGCAUGAGAGAGAGGAACUAGCCGAUGCAAGAAAUAACCUCUGGUCACUGAACAAGCAACCAUUCGGGCUUAAGCACCAGUUCUGUACUUUGAACCACGGCCUCCGACUGCACUACGUCAUCCGAGAACCCACCAACAAGCCCCGCCAUUCGAACAUCGUGAUCUUCAUCCACGGAUUCCCCGACUCCUGGGCCGUUUGGAAGCAUCAGCUCACUUCGGAGAUGCUGUACGAUGCGACUCUGAUCGCUGUCGAUGUCCCGGGAUCUGGUGGAAGCGAUGGUUUGGAUCGGUACAAUGCCACCAGCGUCUUGGAGGCUGUGUCGCAGUUUAUCGUCAAGAUGCGGGACAUCUAUUUGAGAAACACGUCCGGAGACAACAGAGACGGCCAGGUGAUUGUUGUGGCUCAUGAUUGGGGCGCAAUUAUUGCGUUCCGUCUUGCGUCGGAGGCACCGCAGCUGGCAGACCGCUUCAUCAUGACCAACAGCAUUCACCCCAGCCUCACCCUCUCCAACGUCAUCUCCCGUGUCGCCUCCGCCAAACUCAUGCUCAAAACCUGGACCCGCUCCCCCCGCUCCAUUUCCCUCCUCCGCAAAGCCUUCGCCAACCUCCUCCCCAUCCUCUCCCAGAUCCUCAAAUCCUGGUACAUCUUCGUGUUCCGUCUCCCCAUGCCCCUCGCUGCCUCUGUCGGCUGCAUCGGCGACUUCUCGUUCUUCCGCUUCCUGAGCGCCACCGCGCACUCACAAAAGUCGCCGCGGAUUCCCGGGCCGAAGGGCGCGGAGGCGCUGGCGGAGACGGUUGGACCGGGCGAGGCGGAGUGUGUGGUGGUGGAGGGAGGGCAUCCGACGCACACGUAUGGACCGGAUGUGAAAGCGCGAGCUCGCACGGGCGGAUGGGCGACGAGGAUCCGGUUGUAUCGUGAGGGGUUGUUUUCUGGUCCGUGGGAGAAGUCGCUGGAGACGAUGUGGAAGCUGGAGCAACUGGAGGAAGCGCGGACGCGAUCGUCGUCAGCGGGGGGGAGUUGUGGGGGUUUGUUCAAUACAGGGCCGGUGGGCGCGCUUAUGCAGUCGUCGACGGUAGUGUGGGGGAUGGAGGAUCCGGCGUUGGAUUCGCGGCUGAACUUGGAGGGUAUGGGGGAUUAUAUGUCGGCCAAGGGGAGUCAGGUGGUGCAGGUGAAGGGGGUGGGGCACUGGACGCCGAUAGAGGAGGGGUGCAGAGAGGUGUUGGUGGAGGUGGUUGCGUGGGCGGUGGGCGGAGAGAAGAGGGGGAAGUUGAGUGAGGUUUUGUCUAGCAAAAGCAGGAUGGAUCAUGUCAAGGUCGCCAUUGAGAAAUGAUGGAACUUUUAAGGGAUCUGGCACAGAUGAUUGAACAGCGACACUCGUUGUGUGGUGUUCAUAUGGGUUCUUGCCUCCCUGGACGCGAAUAGGUUAUGAGACUACGUCUGUACGAUAUCAUCGAUGACAUUGCUAGCUUCAGGGACGGGUAUUUUCGGCGUAACGAUUUCCUA